This is a messenger RNA of Meloidogyne enterolobii, 721 nucleotides long. Lineage: Eukaryota; Metazoa; Nematoda; Chromadorea; Rhabditida; Meloidogynidae. The record is from the annotation of a GenBank genome assembly.
AUGAUUGUUGGAGGAUCCAUACUCUUGGAUACAGCUACAGAUAAUUCUGAUAUUGACAUUAUUUUCUUAAUACCUUCAUUAAAUUUUUGCGAUGGUUUAGAGGAACAAUCAAGAAAUGAUUUAAUUUUUGAAAAUAAUGAAAAUUCCUUUUAUUUUUAUUUGGCUAAAGAAUUAGAGGAGGAGUAUUCAAGAAAUUUGAAUUUCAAUUGUGAUUUAUUCAAUAUCAAUUCAAUAGCCAAUGCACGUGUACCACUUAUAGAAUUAGUAAUAGAAGGACACGAAAUGGAUAUUAUGUUUGCACAACUUCCUGUUACAUCAAUUCCUGCCGAAUUAAAAUUGUCUGAACAUAAUAAUAAAGACGUUAUUAGAGAAAAUAAUUACAUAUUAAAUGAAUUAAUUGAACGAAUGGAUAAUUUAAAUGAUUCUCAACAUUUUCAGAGUAUUUUAAUUCUGACAGGCUUGUUUCUAAUAAUUUAUACUAUUUUAAAAUUAUUUUUCGAUAAAUAUAUUAAGUAAAGUGCAAGUAUGCUGAAAAUCGGUAACCAAACCCUAGUCAAAUAUUACUCUUAUAUUUAACCAGACCAUAGCUCUUACCGUUACAUAGCCGCACAGUUGAUUCUCAUAUGGGGCACAAAAGGACUGAUUAAUUGGGAACUGAAUUACAAGAGUAACAAUAAUUAUUAUAUAAACUUGAGCAUGCGAGUGGGAUAUUGUGAUAGAU